Aaosphaeria arxii CBS 175.79 is the source of this 2248-nucleotide messenger RNA. RefSeq lists its product as uncharacterized. Gene Ontology annotation, cellular component: nucleus. The coding region runs from base 374 to 1918 and encodes 514 amino acids. The record is from RefSeq and is a predicted model, not a curated record. Gene Ontology annotation, molecular function: zinc ion binding; DNA-binding transcription factor activity, RNA polymerase II-specific; RNA polymerase II cis-regulatory region sequence-specific DNA binding. NCBI's taxonomy places the organism in Eukaryota, Fungi, Ascomycota, Dothideomycetes, Pleosporales. Gene Ontology annotation, biological process: DNA-templated transcription; positive regulation of transcription from RNA polymerase II promoter by galactose. The transcript is spliced from 2 exons.
CAAGUUAGGGAGUGUCAGGGUCCGCCUUAAGCCACUUAGCACCUAGCCUCCCACGCCUACCUUACAUAUACCAAAUACUCCCCGGAUGCAAAUUUCCAUUAUUUUGCUUCCGAAAUGUCAAUCAAGAAACCGUUAUUUGAUCUAGCCCUGGGAACCCCCUCCCGAUCGUUAUGUUUUUAAAUGGAUUUCUAUGCGUCCAAUUCCUAUUCUGAGGUAACUGGAAGCGAUCUGAUUGGCCGCAUCUAUUACAUGUCUCGUUGCCACCAUCUAGCCCGCGGUUCUUCCUUCUCUUUCGUUGCUGCUGUGGGUAUUGGUAUGGGUACAAGCAUACGGAAACAACAGCGAAUACGACCGCCCACGUGAUCGGAGCUGUAUGACUCUGGCGACGAUGAGCUCAUCAGGCGCCAAUUCCAAGGGCCGACAGCAAAAUGACAAGCUGCCGAAGGGGACCGGGAAGAGAAUCAUAAACGCAUGCCAAAGGUGCAAGUCGCGGAAGAUACGCUGCGACGGCGCCACGCCAAUCUGCGGGAAAUGUUCGAGCCAGAAUGUGGAGUGCGUCUAUGGAGAACGGCGGUGGAGAGGGAAAGGCAGGACUCAAACCCAUGUCAAAGAGCUACAACAACGGCUCGAGCAGAUGGAGCAUUCGCUGAGGUCGUCUGGUAUCACACAUGACAACAGCCAAACGCCCGUGGAACCCUCGGUGGAAAUGGACGAUGAAAUCUACACCGGUCAUUAUGGCCAGGAGUCAACAGAACCAUCACUGCCUCCAGCGGAGACGUCAUCUUCCAUUGAGACCAGCAAUGGAGAGAAAUUCGUCCCCUUGCCCGAGUUCCUCAGCCACAAUAUGGCAGAGAUCAAAGCCGCCGGAAACAUGGCUCUCAAAGAGACAGGGAAAACGCCGAAGCAAUUCGUAGAGAUGAUGCCCAAGGAGAACGCAAUUGUCCUGGUCUAUUCGUAUCUGGAACAAACAAAUGCCGUGGAGUUUCCCCUUUUCCAUAGGGCAGCGCUGUGGUAUCGGGUGCAGCAUCAGUUCGCACAAAGCCCGGAGGGCCACGAUCCAGCAUGGUGGGCGACUUUCAACACCAUUCUCGCGACGACCCUUCAGUUGAAAGCGAUAAACAAUCCACGCGAUUUUGACAGCGUCUCACGAUAUGCGUGGGGUUUCUUCAAGAAUGCUUGGUCGGUGUAUGGAGAGAUCAUUGCUGGGGAGCCAUCGCUACUUUCCGUGCUGGCUUUGUUGAUCAUGGCACGAUUUCUUGAAGGGAGCACAGAUCUUCGGACUAUGUCGAUGGUAAUGAGUGCGGCGGUGAGAAUGGUAACAGCACUUGGAAUGCACCGAGAACCGGCGUAUGACGUUCGAGAAGACGAACGAGACCAAAGGAGGAGGGUGUUCUGGUGUACGUAUCUGUUGGACAAACGGACGAGCAUCGACAUCGGAUUGCCGCCACUCCUAGACCACAUUUACGCAGUCAAGCUCCCGAACGAGCUUUCCAAUACAGGUGCUGGAUGCAUUGAGCUUGCGGAUGGGGGCCAUGCGAACAUUUUCCGUUUGAGGGUGCAGCUUUCUAUACUGGAGAACAGGCUCCAAAAAUUGGUUCUCUCCCCGAAGCCGACGAUCAAUGAGAUCCAACAGCUUAGCAACGAUCUCGAAAAUUGGAGGAGUCGAAUACCACCAGCAGUUCAACCGGAGUCGGAUAUGGUGGUCGCGGAGGGGGUGGACAGGUUUCCACUCCUGAUGCUCCAUUUGGCAUACUAUCACCUCUCAAGUGAGGCUUUCAGGGCUAUUGCCCGUUGCAGUGAGCAGAUAGAUCGUGAUGGUUAUAGAGUCGCUGCCCAUCUUUCUGCUUCCGCUUCAAGACUUUCGCUCAGUCUGGUGAGAUGGAUAGAGCCGUGUAUACCAUUUCUCAACCUUUGGUAAGUAGCCAUUUGUCUCAUCACGCCUAUCUGCCAACCGCAGUAGGCGCGCACAGAGGGAAGCAAUGCACUGCCAUAGCAAAUAUUGACAACGUUCGCAGGCGAGCUCUACGGUACUUACUGGCGGCAGCACACAAUCUGGUGGUGGGAAUAAUAUCUCAGCCGGGCUGCCACCAUGGCCCAUUAGAUAUCGAAUGUCUAAAUGCCUUCGCUUCUAAACUCCAACAUUGGCACGAGAAGGAGAAUGCCAGUAUACAGGUCAUAUUAUUAGAUACUAAGAUGCUUCUCACCGUUGCAAGAGGCAUCAUCAACGGCCGAAGCGCGAUUGUAAGUA